This is a messenger RNA of Blastomyces dermatitidis ER-3, 378 nucleotides long. RefSeq lists its product as uncharacterized. The coding region runs from base 1 to 378 and encodes 125 amino acids. The record is from RefSeq and is a predicted model, not a curated record. NCBI's taxonomy places the organism in Eukaryota, Fungi, Ascomycota, Eurotiomycetes, Onygenales, Ajellomycetaceae. The transcript has a single exon.
AUGUCUGCUCCAGCCAUUCAUAGACACCAUAAAUCACAGAGCUGUCUGCUGCCCCUCCUCUCCGCGCAUCUUCCCUAUUCAGGGCCUCUCUUCAGGCGCAUCCAGCACUCUCUCAUCUACCCAUCUGAAACUGCACAGAUUCUCGCAACCUUUCCCCCAGCACCAACAGCCGCAUCCGUCAACGCGUACUCACCGUGGCUCGUUGUGAGCGUGGAUGUCUAUGCCGGCAGCGAAACCCAAAUGUGGCUCUAUUCAAGCGUAGAAGCUGGGGCCUCCGUACCAUCGAUACAGGAAUGGGCUGCGAUAGAGGAGCUGCCGUUGGCUAUAGGUCAAUGGAGCAAACUCGUUCUUGAGCCUGAAAUUGUAGUAGAGAUAUAG